Molecule: messenger RNA, 2369 nt
Organism: Stegastes partitus (bicolor damselfish)
Lineage: Eukaryota; Metazoa; Chordata; Actinopteri; Pomacentridae
Gene: zc3hc1
Product: zinc finger, C3HC-type containing 1
Exons: 10
Coding region: 4-1503 (499 amino acids)
Cellular component (GO): nucleus
Molecular function (GO): zinc ion binding
Source: RefSeq, a predicted model, not a curated record
AUCAUGGCGACUCUCGGCGGCAGUCGUGGGGAUCGUCUCGGCAAUUCCAACCAACACAAGUCUUCUCUGGCUUCUCCGGAGAAAGUUCGUCAACUUCUCAGCGAGGGGGUCUCUUCUACAAACAACGGCGCCAACAGUGGACCAAGAGAUGUGAAUGUUCUGGAAGUAAAAAGCAACACUCAAGCACCUUGCGAGGCAACGAACAAAGAAGCUUUUUUCUCAAGAGUGGAAUCAUAUUCAUGUUUGAAAUGGGCAGGCAAACCCCGCAUACUGUCCCCUCUGAUGUGCGCCAGAUAUGGCUGGAUCAACGUUGGCUGUGAUAUGCUCAAGUGCUCCAGCUGCCAGGCUUUCCUUUGUGCUUCACUACAACCAACAUUAGACUUUGAAAAAUAUGAAACCCGCAUUGCAGAGAUAUCGCGCCAGCUUCAGACGCAGCAUGAGAAGUUUUGUCCUUGGCCUGACUUUCCAUGUCCAGAGCGGCUCUGGCUGGUUCCAGCUUCUGAACCCUCGACACUUCUCACUGCCUUUUUGGAGCGCUUCCAGAGCGCCUGUCUUCUUGCACAGCAGCUGCCAGCGAUGAAGCCGGAGCAGCUGAAGUCCAUGUCUUUGACAGAGGACGUUGUCAGUGUUAUACUGCAGCUGAUUGAGGAAGAACAAAAAAGAAAGGGAGGGACUCCACGUUCUGAAUCUUUGGCUGUCCAGGUGUCUGCAUGCAUUGUUUCUCUCUGUGGCUGGGCAGCAAGCCCAGCACUGCACGCCAUGAACCUGCCCAUCCUCACCUGCUCAUACUGUAUGCGCAAGGUGGGCUUGUGGAACUUUCACCAGAUGGAGGGAAUGGCAGGUGAUGGAGAUGGCUCACCAAACACUGUAGGACCCUCUGUUCAGGCUGCAGGUCCUGCCUCAGCAGCCACCCAUGAGGGCCAAGGAGACAGGGACUCUUCAUGUACGUCUCCUACACCAGCUACAACUCCAUGCCGCAUGAAACUGAGGAGCCAGGACUCCACCCGAUCUGACCAGGGUGAGGGCACCUCGUCUCCCGUGGCCUCGCGUGCCCGAAGCAGAGACUCACCCAGCCCCAGUGAAGAGCUGCCAAGCCCUUUGACCAGAGGCAAGAGGCCCGCAACUCGCAGUAGAGGACAAGGAGACGGCUCUGGGACUGAUGGCGCUGCUAGCCUGCACACUCCCAAACGCCUGUGCCUCUCAUCAGCUGGUGGUCCUGAUGGGCCCCUGCACAAGAAUGCUUUUGACCCCCUCGCUCAGCACAGGGACUGGUGUCCCUGGAUCUCUGUGGGAAAAGAGAAUGUGGAUCCGGGGGUUACCUCGUUUUUGGACGGAGGCUCAGCACUUCAUCAGCAGGGCUGGAAGGCUGCGCUCGACCUCCUCAUGCCCACAAAGAAGAACUCCAGCACAGAGGGAGGCAGUCCAGGACAGGGCCCUCGUGACAAAUCUAAAAGGGUGUUUGCUAUAUUCCGUCAGUGGCAGGUAUCCUCUCCUUCUCAGUAGACUGUUUGCAUACAAACAGCAUCACACCGCUGAAUUGAUGAACUGACCUGCCAUCUUUUUGUGGUUCAGAGUCCAUCUUACGAAUGACAGGAAUGUCAUAUCUAAUCAAUGUAUGCCAUCCGUUAAAGUCGUGUUUACAGUCAAAGUGUUUCCAGAGGGAAAUGAAGUUCAUUGUGUUUAAGCAAAUGAAUGAGUGUCGUCUCUGUGAACAGUGUAAAAUGUGAAGGAGGCCUGUGGGUUUUUAAAAGUCUGCUACAUGAAAACUGGGAUGUGCAACUACUGGGGCCUACACAGGCCUUGGAUCAUCAUACAUAAGUAGUCAUCAUGUCAUAGAACAUCUCGGUACAUAAAUAGGCCACAUGUAAGGCAUGUACUAUUGACCUCACAUGAAGUCUGCUUUGGUAGUCCUUAGUGGCAUGGAUUUCUGUGGAACACAAGACGAGGAAUCCUUCAUCGUGAGAAAGGGCCAAAUGGCUCUACACUGGAAAGACAAUGUUUACCUUCACUGUAUGUUGAGUCAUUUGCAGGAGUGGUAAACAUUAACCUCAGAUUAGCACAAACUGUGAGGAAGCUCUUUUUAUGUGUGUACUGUUUUGCUUAAAAGCAAGGUAGUUCUCUCAGAAGAGAACCUAAUCUUUUUGGAGUAGUAAAAUGCAUGUUUUUAUGUAGUCCGUGCUAAAGUCCUGAUUGUUACAGGCAGGUAGAACGAUGUGCCACAAAUGUCAAACCUGUUUUAAAGUAGAUUCAGGACACCUGAACUCCUUUUUUGCCUUCUUGUGACAUCUCAUUGCUAAUGAAGCCCUUGCUAUUCUGCAUGAGUUUUUAUCUUCAUAGACUUUCCUGAAAGAGUUUAAUAAACAGCUCCU